GACGUAGCUGCACUCGCCCGCGCUGCCAAGCGAUAACGCGCCCUCUUUAAACUCGCUCGAGUACAAUCGACUCCAUUCACGUUUCGGAAGUCGCAGCUUUGCGUAUAAACGCUAAACGCGAACUCAACGGAGGUCCCGAAACCGGCUCCACGACCAUAUGAUCUGAGGCUCUGAAUUCGGAUACAGGACGCAGUGGUUAUGUGUAAAUAAACAGUGGAAGUGUGUCUCGACUCCUAGUGGAACUAUGACUGUGUGACAGAAGACUUUCUCGUGAAAGUGUCUAGUGAUGUUGCAGUUGUUUGAAAUGUGAAUUGUUGAAUUGUUAGCUGGUGUUUUUUGUUAGGGCCAUGGCGGGUGCUAACGGUGAGGAUGUGGAGGAGGCGCCGGAGCGCAAGCGCGGGCUGAGCGGGUCCAUGUCGCUGCGCACGCGCAAGUUGGGCCGGAGGCUCUCGCGCAGUAUGUCCAUCGUGGCCUUGAAACUGCCGGAGAAGGCGCAGAGCAUCACACGCUCCUCUUCCAAGCUGAUGCGUUCGGGCAGUCGAGAUAAGAAGAACCGCUCCUUCGAACUCUCUAUUAUACUUCCUGAUAAGACUCAGAAACAGACUAUAGUAUGGGGCAACGCCACAGUCGCCGAAGUUGUCUGCGAGCCGUUACAAGAAGCCGGCGCGGUAGUGGUAGGCCUACCAUCUGGGCCCCUCUCGGCCCCGGUAGCGGUCACGCUUGGUGGGCCUCUGCCUUCCCCAGCCUGUUUACCCGCGCCGCCAGCACCUCCAGCAGCCUUGCUGUUUCUAGGGGGAUCCAAGGCGCCGGUUGACGCGAGAGCACCGGCGGCAUCUCUGGAAGGAGAAGUGCUUGUGGUCGAGUAUCAGCCGCCGCAGUGGGAUGGGAAGGAUCUGGACACGUUUAUCGCCUGGGAAAAGAUUUAUGCUGCGACUUUAUUCUCGGCGGUGGAGCUUUAUGGCAAGCCUCUGUUACGCGCUGCUGUUAUCACCAAAGAAGAAUACCAUUUGUUGUUCUACUACCUGGAAUCCGUAUCGGAGGCCAGCGAAGCUCUCACGGAGCGCAUGAGGAAAUACAUCGACUCCGGCUUGCUUAUCAACGAAGGCAAAAAACAGGACGACACUAUUUCAGUGUCAUCAAAAAAGACAGAGAAAGAAGCGGAACAAAAGAGCAUUCUAAAAGAAUUGCUUCAAGAAGGAGUUUUGUCCCAAAGAGAUAUUGACGUUUCUUCGGAAAUAACGACCUCAGAUUUCCAUGAACAAUCUACUGAAAGUCGUAAAUUUGAUGAUAACGAGUCUCUUGUUUCCUCAGCUAAUACUAGUCUUCGUAAAGUUAUCGUUGAUAUUCCCAUAGAUUGCAACGAAUCCGUGACCGAUAGCUCUAUUAUAGAAACCAGUGACAAUGUGACCACUGUGACCAUCAGAAGCGGCGGUCAAUGCUGCGCUGAUCAUAGGAUCUCCGCUGACGCUAGUGAAAAUGUUUGGGCUAACGUGAGGUGGGAUUUUCUCAAUCCUGCAGAUUUUGGUUACGACCAAGUGAGACGCGUGCAAAGAAGCCGAUCAGACUCUGCCCUCACACCCUUAAGCAGGCGACGAAAUGAAGAGAUAUAUGAAAGGUUACGAGACGUAGAAGGUGAGUCUUGCGGAAGCAUUACUCCUUACGAAUCUAUUGAAGAUCUAUAUGACUGUAUUAAGAACUCCCAGUAUACGAGCGCGGCUGCCGAAGAGUCCUCGCCUUCGACCGAGAGCCAGUCUGAACCGCAAUUUCCCGACUUCUUCGAAAAAACCAGCACUAAACGUCAAAGUUCUGCGAGUAGUGAAAAAAGCGGGGACUCUUCCGUAUUUCCGUUUUCAAAAUGCGGUUCGAGCGAUUCCGCGGGCGCUAUGACCUCUUGCGAGUCCACCAGUGGCAUUAGUACUUUUGCUUCGAAAAGUAUGCCCGAGUCGUUGAAGUGCAGAGAGCUGCCGCCACCGCCGGCGGAGGGCGAUGCUACCGAGAGUGCGAUCCUGCUGAAGCAGCUUUUCACUGGAGAACUGAUGGAUGCGUACAACGAGUUCCUGUCGGCGUAUCCUUACGCCCGCGCCCUGUUGCGGAGGAAAGCGCGGCGCGACGAACACUUCACCGCCCUCGCAGACAUCAGACGAGGCGCUGCAAAGUACACCAUCCGCGACUAUCUGCAACUUCCGAUCGAGCGGUUGGCCCAGUACGAGCGAUUGGCGGGUGGCGGUUGCGCGCGACGCCGCGCCGCGCGGCUCUCGGACCUGGAGCGCGUGCAGGACCUCUUCCCGCACGACUACCUCGCGCUGCACGACGUGGACGCACCCGCGGCGCUCGCCUCGCACCAUGCGCAGAAAUCGAAAAGCCUUCGCAAGAGGCCAAGUUUGGACAUCGGCGGAACAGUCACUGCGAGCACCACCUCACUUUCACCUCGCACCUUCAUCAUGGAGGCACCUGUCCAGCUAGGCCCCUUGGGAAACACGUCCCCACCUCUAGAUCGUCAUCUGUUCCUGUUCAGCGACUUGCUGAUAGUCGGCAAGUCGCGAGGAAGCAACUGCUUUAAACUAAAGGAAUGCGUCAGACUAGCCGAGAUGUGGAUAUCGCUGCCAGACGGCGACGAUACCGGCUUCCUGAUCGGAUGGCCGACGCUCACUGGCGUCGCCAACUAUCUUGCCACGUACCCCACGCAAGCUACUAGAGAUACCUGGUACAGGAAAAUUCAAAAUGCUUUAACUGCUCAGCUGUCCAUGGAACCAAAGUCAACUAACAUCCAGAUCUUUUACAAAGAUCAGACGUCUUCAAUUGAAUUCUGCAAAACUGUAUCCGUGGGUCCAGAGAUGAGCGCUCGCUGUGUCGUCCGCCAAGCCUUACAUGUCUUGCAAAAUGGCGGAACAGAGGGAGAUGGAGAUGCUGAAGCUGAAGGCGAGAAUGAAGGAGAUGGCAGAUGGGGAGCAGCGAGUGAAUUUGCGCUUUACGUGCGAAUUUCAAGAGAUGCUCCACCAACUCCUUUGCAAGGCAUCGAAAGACCACAUGCCAUACAGAUGUCUAGAAUAAGGCAAACUUUAUCAAAUGAAGAUGGUUUCGACUUGGAACAUGUAAAUGCCAAGAACAACCCGUGUGGUUUGGUGUUCGAGUUAAGAAAAAAGAACCAGGGAUUAAAAAACGGCAGUAUCACGCCGGGACGAGGAUUGCGCUUGCUGCGUCGCGGCGGGCGGCUGUUCGGCGUGCCCCUCACGCGGCUCUGCAACGGCACCCCGCCGCCGGCGCUCCUGCACGCGCUGAAGAGGCUGCGCGCGGUGGCACCGCUUACACAUGGAGUCUUCCGGCGGAGCGCAAACGCGAAGGCCUUGAGACUGCUCAGGGAUAAGCUGGAUACCCUUGGCCCAUGGGCGGAGGGCAGCGCAGAACUAGACCGAGCUCCCGUACUACUACUGGCUGCUUUAGUGAAGGAAUUCUUCCGUGCCCUGCCCCAACCGCUUCUAUCUGCUGAUCUGUACCCGUCCUGGUUACAACUACUCGGUUUACCUCAGACGGAAAAAGUCAAUGCCGUACGUUCGUUAUUAUUGAAACUGCCGAAAUCGCACUACAACAUGUUGACGUACUUCGUGUGCCUGCUUCAAGCCAUCGCCAAGAAGUCGAACAUCAACCUCAUGUGCCCCAUGAACCUCGGCGUGUGCGUUGGCCCGAGCCUUCUGUGGCCCAACACUCCCUGUGACAAAGCUCCCAAAGCAGUGCCAAUGGUCGUAGAACUUUUAAUAGUGAAAGCUGAAGUUCUUUUCGGCCCACAAAUAUCUGGUCUUCUGGGAAGCGGCAGCCCGGAAUCUUCAAAUGCACUGCUUGACUCCGGCGCAGAAGAAAGCGAUAGUCUUCAUUCGGUUGGAAUUUCACUUGACUCAAUGGAACUAUCUUCACCUCGCAAGGAAAAGUUAUCCUUGAGCCGAGAUUCCGGGCUGACACUGUCAGAAGAUGAUUCAAACAGCAACGGAGGAAACAGUCCAGCGCCACGCAAUAUACUGCACAGCCUAUCGGCCCCAACGUGUACUCUACAACAGGAGAACAAAAUGGUAUCACGAUACUCAGCAGAAACCCACAAUGUCAACGGACUCCCGCAGAUGUCGCACAGGCAAAACCUAUAUUCGAACAAAUCAGAAUUGUACAACACAGUCAAUGAAGAGCUUUACACGACACCCUACAUUGGCGAACGUUAUGUUCACAACUCGAUUAAUAUUGGAAUCUCAAAUAUUGACGAAAGAAAUUAUGUUUCCAAAACUGCCGUCAAACGGUCGACGGCAGACAUUUAUAGUCAAAGUCCCGCGAAGUAUAUUACAGGUCUUGAACCACAGAAACCACCGAGGAGCAACGUUUCUAAGGCUGCUCGUACUUCAAAGGUUUACAGUAUGUUCUCCGAAACCCAGGAUUUAGAUAAAACCAUAACUAAUAAGAAUUUUAACAGAGCCAAGAGUUCCGAUAAUCUUUUAGAAGUCAAACAGGAACCAAUGGAUAAGAAGCGCGAUCUGGUUUCUAGUCAAGAAAAUAUUUUGUACAGCAAUUUACACGACCUGGCCAUGUUUACUGAGACCAUACAGCGACAGACCCAGUAUCAGGCGCAUGCUGAUAUACUAGCUAAUACUAAUUAUUCGCGAGUAUAUACUGGGUGGGAAAAGAAAAGUGCGAACUACAAUAACAAGCCAGAAAACAUAUAUGGACAAAUGACAAAGAAGCCUGGAGAACCCUCUCAAAAUAACGAUGGUAAAGUAACACCGGCAGCCACCAUUUUUACAAGAAAUGACUGGUCUCGUCAAGCAGCGAGGACGAAAAGUUUAGAAGUUAGUGAAGACGGGCAAUCUAACAGCAGCUCUGAAAAAGUUCGAAACGGCAACUACGAUGUUAUAAACAACGGGAACAACUGCCGCAAACGACGCUUCGAUCCCGCCCAUAUGUGCAACAAAAGUUGUACGGCGUCUCCAGUAGCUGACAACAGAGCACGAGAAAAACUUAUGAAUCCUUUACAAAAAGUAUAUUCCUACGUGGAUAACAUGCAUAACUCGGAUGAAAGCAAAAAAUCCAGACAUCGCAACUAUAACAACAACAAGUUGAAUGCCUCAAAAUCGCUAGCAAACAUUAUUCUGCACAGCGAUUCCAGCAGCAGCGACACGCUGUAUCAGCCGCAGAACUCAUUUAACAGUCGAUCGACCGAGUCCCCCGCCAGUGAGAGCUCGUUCGAGAACUGCUACACGACCCAGUAUAUCGAGCCCCUUUACACUUCCGUUUACAAUCGUAGGCGGGACAUCUUCCACGAAGAGAAGUCGAGCAACAUGUUUGCGUCGGACAUCUACAAAGCUACACCGACGGCGGUGAAUCCGGAGUACCACGCGUCAGAGCAAGAACAAAACAACAACAAGAAGCCGCCGCACAUGCCGCCGCCGGUGCCGCCGAGGAAGAUGGUAUAUCAGAGAGUACUGAAGAAGUUCCCACCGGUUCAUGUGAACAAAGACGACAAGGCAUCGAGGUCCAAGUCCGUACCGCCGCUGUACAGGGACCCGCCCAAUGGUGCUGACAAAACUGACCAAAACGUUUUAGCUUUGGACUGCUCCGAGUCUGACACCGAGUCGGAAUCCUACGUUUAAACGCUGCUUGAAGCACAAGAAGGUACCUAUAUUAUAUAUGAAUGUUUGAAUCGCACCAAGUUAAAUCUUGGUGAGUUAACGAGCUGCCAUCAGAAAUAUUACAAUGAUUUAAAAUGAAUAUUGUUAAUCACAUAGAAAUGUUGAAAUAACUUACAUCUGGAAGUAAGAAAAUGUACGGGAAUUCAGCAUUUCACUAGAUAUACCUAUAUCUG
Molecule: messenger RNA, 5836 nt
Organism: Cydia amplana
Lineage: Eukaryota; Metazoa; Arthropoda; Insecta; Lepidoptera; Tortricidae
Exons: 11
Coding region: 348-5624 (1758 amino acids)
Biological process (GO): signal transduction
Molecular function (GO): GTPase activator activity
Source: RefSeq, a predicted model, not a curated record